CGCUUCGCCUCUUCCUAUCCUCUGUAAAUCCAUCCCAAAAUGGAAUACCAGUCAUCUCGUAGCAGCAAGCUGUCGUUCAAGGGCGACAAAAAGAAAUCGAAAAGCAAGCACAAGAGAAAGCACAAGAGUGACAAGCUGAGCGGCCCGGCAGCUGCGGCAUCGGACGAGGCUGCCAGCGACGGCUGGGUGCCAGUCAGCUCUCUUCGCGACUUGGAAGGGCCAGUGUCAAUUUACUUCCGUGAUGAAAGUGUGCAUGUUUUUUCCUUGCCGCCGCGAUCCGAGACCCAGGCACUGGCAGACACGUCAGGGCUCCUGCCAGCGCUAUACGAGCUAACCGACGCAUCUUUAGCGACUGCGGAGCCCGCCAGCGUAGAGCAAGUGUUUGUCGGCCGGCGAUCUGUACCUACAGCUACCUCCAAGGACGCGGAGGCGAAUAUGUUUUCGUUCAAGUCGUGUCACGGCGAAUACCUCUCCGGAUCUCGUAGCGGCGAUGUGACAUGUAGCGCAGCAGCAAUUGGACCUCUGGAGAUGUGGACACCGGUGCUAUUGCCUGAUCGUGGCGAUGGCGCCGUAGCAUUCAUGAUUAACCCUCCCGGCAGUUCAGGCGACCGCUUCUUGACUGCCGAGCCAGACAAGGCUAAGAAACACUCUGUGUCCGUGAGCUGUGAAGGCGCACAUAUUGGAUUUUGCCAGGUAUUCACAGCCAAAUGCCAGGCGGCGCUGAGGAAAAAACGGACAGCCUUGGAGGCUGUCGAAGACUACGAUCCUGAGAAGCUGACUGGAAACGCGGCGCUUGAUGAAGAGCGUCAGGCCAAACGGUUCCAGAGCUUCCAGGAUGGGCACAUUCAUGUAUCGAAGAAGAGCCGCACAGAGCUGGACCAGGCGAAAAAGGCCGGCAGAUACCGUGAAAGCUUGCUCGAUAGGCGAGAGAAGGUCAAGUCGGACAGAUAUUGCAAGUAGCUGUCUUUAAUGUUAAAUAGUGAAAUAUCC
This is a messenger RNA of Linderina pennispora, 990 nucleotides long. RefSeq lists its product as uncharacterized. NCBI's taxonomy places the organism in Eukaryota, Fungi, Kickxellomycota, Kickxellomycetes, Kickxellales, Kickxellaceae. The record is from RefSeq and is a predicted model, not a curated record. Gene Ontology annotation, molecular function: actin filament binding. The transcript has a single exon. Bases 40 to 960 code for a protein of 306 amino acids. Gene Ontology annotation, cellular component: striated muscle dense body; catalytic step 2 spliceosome; nucleolus.